AAGAUUCUAUCGAACAAUUAUACGCUUUUUUCUACAAACCACACCCAAAACAUACCGUCAACGACGGAUGGAGCGUAUACGAUCCUCUAAGGGAAUUCGAGCGGAUGGGAGUAACAAAGAAUGAUGCAUGGCGAUUUUCCACUGUCAACAGAAAUUAUAGUCUUUGUCCGUCUUAUCCAAGAAUCCUAGUAGUACCGUCGAAAAUAAGCGAUGCCGUUCUCACCCACGCACAAAAGUUUCGCAGCAAAGGUCGGAUUCCAACAUUGAGUUAUUUACACUGGGCGAAUCAG
This is a messenger RNA of Paraglomus occultum, 290 nucleotides long. The record is from the annotation of a GenBank genome assembly. Lineage: Eukaryota; Fungi; Glomeromycota; Glomeromycetes; Paraglomerales; Paraglomeraceae.